AUGAAAUCUGUGAAUAUUUUGAAAAUGCUAGAAGCAAAUAAAGAAAAUAGAAACUUUUAAUUUGUUUAAAAUAGAUAAACCAGAGUUUAAUCUACUCUGUAUAUAAAGGAUGAGCUAUCUCAACAAAAUGUUAAACCUAGAGUUAUUCGAGUCUCAAAAUGGAAUAAACCGCAAGUUGCAAGAGACAAUGGGAAAAGAGAGGAUCAAAGACAUAUUAGUUAUGAAAUGCCUAGACAAAAAACCGACUAAUAUUAGCAUAUCUAGAGAACUUUAAAAAACAGAAGUUUAACCAACAUCUAAAUUUCUAUCAUCAAUUAAGCCCAGAAUAAUAGUAAUGUUAAUGCUUCUAUAUCAUUGCCAAAUAGCAACAAAUAUUUAGUUACAAAAGGAUUAGACAAAUUUACAUCAACAGAAAAUUAUGGUAAUCCAUAAUUAGUUAAGGUUUACAAAUAAGAUAUAUUUAAUUAUCUAGAAGAACUUAAUCAAAAGUAAUAAGAACAAUAGUAAAAUGCUAUCUCAUAUAAUGCAUUUUAUUCAUAAAGUUAAAUAACUCUAAAAAUGAGAAAUGUUCUAAUUAAUUGGCUUUUUGAGGUUCAUCAUAAAUUAAAGUUACAAUUAGAAACCCUCCUGCUCACUGUAUGGCUCAUUGACAAAUUUAUUGAAACUCAUUUAGUUUAAAAAAAUAGAUUUCAACUAUUUGGAAUUGCUUGCUUAUUUAUUGCAUCAAAAUAUCAAGAAGUUUAUGGGGUUCCUAAAAGUGGCUAAUUAUCUAAGUUGUGUGAUGAAGUUUAUAGCAAAGAAGAUAUUUUGAAGGCAGAAGGCUAGAUUCUGUAAAAUAUCAAUUUUAAUCUAUCUUUCAUAUCACCACUUAGAAUAUUUGAACAUAUUGCCGAAGUAGAUGAUUAAAUUAGGUUGAUUAUAUAAAUUUAAUUAUUGGCUUCAUUUAGUUAUGGAUUUGCAAAUGGAGACCCAUUCUUAAUAGUAGGCACUAUUUUAAAUAUUGUUGGAAAGAUCUCGAACAAAAAGAUUGAUUCUUCAAUUUUAAAGGUUGAUUCUAAUCAAAUUAGCAAAUUAACAAAGGAGUUAAUUUAAAUUUGGUUUUUGGAUGAAGUUAGUUAACCAUUUCCAUCCCUUAUUAAAAAGUAUUAACUUUCUCACUACAAUCAUGCUUCAACAAUUAACUUUAGUUAAGAUCUAUUUUUGUGA
Messenger RNA from Paramecium tetraurelia, 1206 nucleotides. RefSeq lists its product as uncharacterized. Gene Ontology annotation, cellular component: nucleus; cyclin-dependent protein kinase holoenzyme complex; cytoplasm. The transcript is spliced from 5 exons. The record is from RefSeq and is a predicted model, not a curated record. Gene Ontology annotation, molecular function: cyclin-dependent protein serine/threonine kinase regulator activity. NCBI's taxonomy places the organism in Eukaryota, Ciliophora, Oligohymenophorea, Peniculida, Parameciidae. Gene Ontology annotation, biological process: mitotic cell cycle phase transition; regulation of cyclin-dependent protein serine/threonine kinase activity.